CGCUACUACCAAUAUAUCCCCCUUCAUUCCGGUUCUGAUUCUCAUUCUUAUUCCCUCUCUCUCUCUCUCUCUCUCUCUGUACUUUGUCCUCUCUUCCAUCGCCCCUUCUUAAAAUUCUCUAUCCUUUCUUCCUACAGAAGAUAUCCUACUUCAGAAGAGAGGGAAGCCUGGUGGUGAGUAGUGCUCGUCUACUGAUCGACAGCACAGGAAAGCUUGGAAGACAUGCCAUCGGACACCAGCGAGCAGCGUCGAGAGGCGAAACCACAGCAUAUGGGAGCUCCGCCUCCGCCGGAUCAUGAAAAUAUUCGCUGCCCACGCUGCGACUCUGCCAAUACCAAGUUCUGUUACUACAACAACUAUAACCUCUGUCAGCCCCGCCACUUCUGCAAGUCCUGCCGCCGUUACUGGACCCAGGGAGGCACCCUCCGCAACAUCCCUGUCGGUGGAGGGACCCGUAAGAACAGCAAGCGCUUACGCACCGCUUCUACUUCCUCAUCUUCCUCCUCUACCUCCUCUUCUUCGUCCCAAGACCCAAUCUCUGCUACCCCUGUUUCUGCCUGUCCCACAGCCUCUACCGACCAGCCCGACUUGUCUUUCCCCUUAGGCGGCGAUCUGAAUCUUGAACCUAACGUCUCUGUAACUGGGUCUGGGACUUUCACGUCCUUGCUCAACUCCCAGGGAUCGGGAUUUCUGGCACUGGGAGGGUUGGGUCUAGGCGCCGGGUUCGAUGACCUCGGGUGCGGCCUCAGCCGAGGGGUUUGGCCUUUCACUGAUGUCGGUGAAGUUGGGACCAUCGGCGUUGGUAGUGUUGCUGGUAGUGGUGGAAGUACAUGGCAGCUUGGAAGCGGUGAAGCAGCUUUUGCCGACGGAGAUUGCUUUUCUUGGCCGGAACUUGCCAUUUCCACGCCUGGACAAGGUCUGAAGUGAUCCCUACUCCACUAUUUUAUCUGUCUUUUUUGGGUGUGGUUGGUUGGAGCUUUUCGAUCUCGAUCUCGAUCGUCUACAUAUGUCUCAGGUUAAGGUUUUCCCUUUUUUUAGAUCUCUCGUUGGUAUAGAUAGGGUAUAACAAUAGGGAAAUUAGAAAUUAAGUGUACGUAUUAGGAUUUCUUUUUCUUCGGUUUAGGAUUGUAGUUUACAAGAAGAUGAUAUCAAUAGGUUUGAUGGUUUUAAUCAUUUUUGCUGAGGGAUUCUCUAAAUGUUUGGGUCAUGGAUCGAACAGAUAGAAAACCUGGUUCUUUCUAUUUUCUUUUCUUCUUCUUUCUCUGGACUCUGAUUACAGUGGCUCCAUUACUACUGACCAUUGAGCUUUCUUCCACCCUUGUAUGUGUAAUGAGAUUUAAUUAAUUGCUAAAUGGUUCAAUUGGGUA
Macadamia integrifolia is the source of this 1367-nucleotide messenger RNA. RefSeq names its product dof zinc finger protein DOF3.4-like. Bases 223 to 927 code for a protein of 234 amino acids. The record is from RefSeq and is a predicted model, not a curated record. Lineage: Eukaryota; Viridiplantae; Streptophyta; Magnoliopsida; Proteales; Proteaceae. Gene Ontology annotation, biological process: regulation of DNA-templated transcription. The transcript has a single exon. Gene Ontology annotation, molecular function: DNA binding; DNA-binding transcription factor activity.